AUUUAGUUUCCUACUUUCGAAAAAGAUGGGACAAGGCAGUUCACAACACCACCUUCACAGGGUCGGCAACUGGAUGCCAGCAGACCACAAAGCCCACAAAGAAUGGCUUGGAGGAAUAAUCAAGAAAGUUGAGGACGAUAAACAACCCCUCCACCCAGUCCUGGAGGAAUUCAAAGAACUUAUCGAAUCCAACACACGCAUAUACAUGCUCUUGACUUCAAUGUUCAAGGAAGUCCCACAGAGCAAGCGAUACGGCCGCGACCCAACAGGCAAUCCCGAAAUCCGCGACUAUUUCCAUUUCCUGCAUGUUAUCAAUCACCUCCUCACCACCGCGCCUAACUGGACCGACAAGGCACAACGCGUCGGGCUAGUCGGAAUGCCUAUCAAUGCCGUCCUCGACUGGCCAAUGGGUACACCCAGUGGGUAUGCAGCCUUCCUGGAUCCCGAGAUCAAUGCGAUGAUCAAGAAGAUCUUGAAUGUGUGGGGCGAGUUCCUGCGCUCUCCCACUUCUGUCAAUGUGCUGAAUGACACCUCUCAUGGAUGGUUCGGUAAAACUGGCCGUCGGGAUCUUACAGCUGUUGCGAAAAUUGGUGCGCUGGCUGGGACGGAUUUGAAAUUCCAUGAUAUGUUCGAAUGUGACCCGUCUGCACCAAAUCACGGAUUCCAGUCGUGGGAUGAUUUCUUCACCCGCAACUUCAGACCCGGCAUACGUCCCGUCGAAGACCCGGAGGACGGAAAGGUUAUUGCUAACGCGUGUGAGUCGAAACCGUAUCGGGUUGCGCACCAUGUUCAUGCGCGUGACAAGUUCUGGAUCAAGAGUCAGCCUUACUCUGUGCUCGACAUGCUGGGCCAUGAUGCCCUUGCGUCGCAGUUUGUUGGCGGCACUAUUUAUCAAGCUUUCCUUAGUGCGUUGAGUUAUCACCGUUGGCAUUCGCCUGUUAGUGGGACGGUUGUCAAGGCUUAUGUUGUUGACGGUACAUACUAUUCUGAACCGCUGUUUGAAGGUGUUGGGAACCCGGAGGUCAAGCAUAAGGAUAUUGAUAUGGAUGGUCAGGUCACUUCGCAGGGAUAUAUUACUUCAACUGCGACGCGUGCACUUAUUUUUAUUGAAGCGGAUGAGCCAGCCAUUGGUUUGAUGGCGUUUAUUGGAGUUGGGAUGGCAGAAGUUUCGACAUGUGAUAUUACUGUCAAGGAGGGUGAUAGACUGGAGAAGGGAGAUGAACUUGGUAUGUUCCAUUUUGGUGGUUCGACACAUUGUCUUCUUUUCCGGAAGGGUGUCCAUGUGUCUGGGUUCCCAGACCCUGGGAUGGAAGAGAACAAGCCUGUCCGAACUAAACUGGCAGCGGUCUCAUGAGCAAUGAAAUGGUGAUGCCCAAAUC
Penicillium samsonianum is the source of this 1379-nucleotide messenger RNA. RefSeq lists its product as uncharacterized. The transcript has 2 exons. Gene Ontology annotation, molecular function: phosphatidylserine decarboxylase activity. The coding region runs from base 26 to 1354 and encodes 442 amino acids. NCBI's taxonomy places the organism in Eukaryota, Fungi, Ascomycota, Eurotiomycetes, Eurotiales, Aspergillaceae. Gene Ontology annotation, biological process: phosphatidylethanolamine biosynthetic process. The record is from RefSeq and is a predicted model, not a curated record. Gene Ontology annotation, cellular component: mitochondrion.